AUGCCAAUCAUUAUCUUCUGUCUUCUUAAUUCUCUCUUGUCUUUCAUUCACUUGUCCCUCUCUCUUGCUUGCCUUUCGUUCUCUCACCCCUCUCUCUUGCUUGCCUUUCGUUCUCUCACCCCUCUCUCUUGCUUGCCUUUCGUUCUCUCACCCCUCUCUCUUGCUUGCCUUUGGUUCUCUCACCCCUCUCUCUUGCUUGCCUUUGGUUCUCUCACCCCUCUCUCUUGCUUGCCUUUGGUUCUCUCACCCCUCUCUCUCUUGCUUGCCUUUGGUUCUCUCACCCCCCUCUCUCUUGCUUGCCUUUGGUUCUCUCACCCCUCUCUCUUGCUUGCCUUUGGUUCUCUCACCCUCUCUCUUUUGCCUUUGGUUCUCUCACCCCUCUCUCUUGCUUGCCUUUCGUUCUCUCACCCCUCUCUUUGCUUGCCUUUGGUUCUCUCACCCCCCUCUCUCUCUCUUCCCCCCUUGCCCUUUCGUUCUCUCACCCCCCUCUCUCUUGCUUGCCUUUCGUUCUUUCACCCCCCUCUCUCUUGCUUGCCUUUCGUUCUCUUGAUUGUUUCUCUCUCUCUCUCUAGCUCAUCCCUCUCUCUUCUGUCUCUUUCUCAGUCUUUUUUUUUAAAUCAAUGA
Messenger RNA from Acanthosepion pharaonis, 624 nucleotides. The record is from the annotation of a GenBank genome assembly. Lineage: Eukaryota; Metazoa; Mollusca; Cephalopoda; Sepiida; Sepiidae.